AUGUCUUCAUUAAAUGAUGUAUUUUAUUUCCAAGCUGGACUUGGAGUCCUAGGCAAUGUAUUUCUUCUUUUUUUCUACACAUUCAUAAUCCUGAAUCGUAGACCUAAGCCCAUGGACAUGAUCUCCUGUCAACAGACCUUCAUUCACACAAUGAUGGUCCUCUCUGGAGGGUACUUUUGGCAUACAGACAUAUUUGAGUCACUGAACAUCGAUAAUAGCUUCAAAUGCAAGGUAACUUUCUACAUAUACAGGGUGAUGAGAGGCCUCUCUAUCUGCAACACCUGCCUCCUGAGUGUGUUCCAGGCCAUAACCAUCAGUCCCAGUACUUCUUUGUUGGCAAAAUUUAAGCAUAAACUAACAACAUAUGUGAUCUAUGCUUUCUUAUGUAUUUGGUCUUUCAAUUUGUCAUUCAGUAGUAACCGGAUCUUCUAUGUUGAUGCAUGUACCAACAUGAGUGAGACCAACCAGAUGAGGGUCACUAAAUCCUGUGCACUCUUCCCCAUGAACUACAUAAUUGGGGGACUAAUUUUAACAGUGACAACCUCCAGAGAUGUGUUUCUAAUAGGAGUCAUGCUGACCACAAGCACAUAUAUGGUGAUUAUCUUGUUCAGACAUCAGAGGCAAUGUAAGCAUCUUCAUAGCAUCAGCCACCUGAGAGCAUCCCCUGAGAAAAGGGCCACUCAGACCAUCUUGCUGCUGGUGAUUUUCUUUGUGGUCUUGUACUGGGUGGACUUCACCAUAUCAGUCACCUCAUUCCUGUUAUGGAUGUACGACCCAGUCACCCUGACUGUUCAGAAGUUUGUGAUGAAUGCCUAUCCCACAAUCACUCCAUUAGUACAAAUCAGUUCUGAUAGCAGAAUAAUCAAUAUGCUGAAAAAGAUGCAGUCAAUGUGCCAGCAGAUUGUUAAAAAAGGGUAA
Molecule: messenger RNA, 918 nt
Organism: Acomys russatus (golden spiny mouse)
Lineage: Eukaryota; Metazoa; Chordata; Mammalia; Rodentia; Muridae
Product: vomeronasal type-1 receptor 90-like
Exons: 1
Coding region: 1-918 (305 amino acids)
Biological process (GO): G protein-coupled receptor signaling pathway
Cellular component (GO): membrane
Molecular function (GO): pheromone receptor activity
Source: RefSeq, a predicted model, not a curated record